AUGAAUCCGAUGGCGCAGCUCUACUACAAGAAGGUGAACUACUCGCCGUACCGCGACCGCAUCCCGCUGCAGAUCGUGCGGGCGGAGGCGGAGCUCUCGGCCGAGGAGAAGGCCUACCUGACGGCGGUGGAGAAGGGCGACUACGCCGGCGUCAAGCACGCCCUGCAGGAGGCGGAGAUCUACUACAACAUCAAUGUGAACUGCAUGGACCCGCUGGGCCGCAGCGCCCUCCUCAUCGCCAUCGAGAACGAGAACCUGGAGGUGAUGGAGCUCCUGCUCAACCACGGCGUCUACGUGGGCGACGCCCUCCUCUACGCCAUACGCAAGGAGGUGGUGGGCGCCGUCGAGCUGCUGCUCUCUCACCGCCGCCCCAGCGGAGAGAAGCAGGUUCCCUCUCUCAUGAUGGACAGCCAGUUCUCCGAGUUCACCCCUGACAUCACUCCCAUCAUGCUCGCCGCUCACACCAACAACUAUGAGAUCAUCAAGCUGCUGGUGCAGCGCAAGGUGACCAUCCCGCGGCCGCACCAGAUCCGCUGCGACUGCGUGGAGUGUGUGUCCAGCUCGGAGGUGGACAGCCUGCGCCACUCUCGCUCCCGCCUCAACAUCUACAAGACGCUGGCCAGCCCCUCCCUCAUCGCGCUGUCCAGCGAGGACCCCAUCCUCACCUCCUUCCGGCUGGGCUGGGAGCUGAAGGAGCUCAGCAAGGUGGAGAACGAGUUCAAGCAGGAGUACGAGGAGCUGUCGCAGCAGUGCAAGCGCUUCGCCAAGGACCUGCUGGACCAGGCGCGCAGCUCCCGCGAGCUGGAGAUCAUCCUCAAUCACCGCGACGACCAGAGCGAAGAGCUGGACCCGCGCGACUGCCACGACCUCGCCAAGCUCAAACUGGCCAUCAAGUACCACCAGAAGGAGUUUGUUGCCCAGCCAAACUGCCAGCAGCUGCUGGCCACACUGUGGUAUGAUGGGUUCCCUGGCUGGCGAAGGCGGCACUGGGUGGUGAAGCUGGUGACAUGCUUCAUCAUCGGCUUGCUGUUCCCUGUCUUUUCACUGGUCUACCUGCUGGCACCCAAGAGUCCCCUUGGCCUUUUCGUCAAAAAGCCCUUCAUCAAGUUCAUCUGCCACACCGCCUCCUACCUGACCUUCCUCUUCCUCCUGCUGCUGGCCUCCCAGCACAUUGUGCGCACCAACUUGCAUAUGCAGGGCCCCCCUCCCACUGUGGUGGAGUGGAUGAUCCUACCCUGGGUGCUGGGCUUCAUCUGGGCGGAGAUUAAGGAGAUGUGGGAUGGAGGUUUCACGGAGUAUGUGCAUGACUGGUGGAACUUGAUGGACUUUGCCAUGAACUCACUGUACCUAGCCACCAUCUCGCUCAAAAUUGUGGCAUAUCUCAAGUACAACAGCUCACGGCCACGGGAAGAGUGGGAGAUGUGGCACCCCACGCUGAUCGCCGAGGCUCUGUUCGCCAUCGCCAACAUCUUCAGCUCCCUGCGGCUCAUCUCCCUCUUCACCGCCAACUCGCACCUGGGGCCUCUGCAGAUCUCGCUGGGCCGCAUGCUACUGGACAUCCUCAAGUUCCUCUUCAUCUACUGCCUGGUGCUGCUGGCCUUCGCCAACGGCCUCAACCAGCUCUACUUCUACUACGAGACGCAGGCCGCCGACGAGCCCAACCACUGCAAAGGCAUCCGCUGCGAGAGGCAGAACAACGCCUUUUCCACGUUGUUCGAGACCCUGCAGUCUCUGUUCUGGUCCGUGUUUGGCUUGCUCAACCUGUACGUGACCAACGUGAAGGCACGGCACGAGUUCACCGAGUUUGUCGGGGCCACCAUGUUCGGGACCUACAACGUCAUCUCCCUGGUCGUCUUGCUCAACAUGCUCAUCGCAAUGAUGAACAACUCCUACCAGCUCAUCGCCGACCACGCUGACAUAGAGUGGAAGUUUGCUCGCACCAAGCUGUGGAUGAGCUAUUUCGACGAGGGGGGCACGCUUCCUCCCCCCUUCAACAUUGUGCCGAGCCCCAAGUCUGUGUGGUACCUGUGCAUCUGGAUGCACAACCGACUGUGCCGAAUGGGGAGCCCCAGAGCCGAGGAGCAGAGGAAGCACGAGAACUUCAAGGAGUUCACGGAACGGCAUGCUGAUAACCUGAUCCAGAACCAGCACUAUCAGGAGGUGAUCAGGAAUCUGGUUAAGCGGUACGUGGCGGCCAUGAUCCGAAGCGCUAAAACGGACGAGGGGCUGACAGAGGAGAACUUUAAGGAGCUGAAGCAGGACAUUUCCAGCUUCCGGUACGAGGUCCUGGACCUGCUGGGCAACAGAAAGCCGCCGCGGCGCACGUACUCCUCCAGCAGCGAGGCCACGCUCAAGGACGAGCCCAACGAGGACGAGGAGUCCGGGGCGGGGCGCGGCCCGGCGGGGGACGACAAGCCCAAAAACGUUUCCUUCAGCCUGUCGGCGGCCGAGAGGAAGAGCCGCGAGGCCUUCAGCGUCUCGGCCCUCUUCAAGUCCAUGUCGGGGAUGGAGGCCCCCGCCGAGGACAAACCAAAGAGCAACGGCCUCAAGCCCUCCUCCGCCUCCUCCACCGCCUCCUCCUCCUCGUCCUCCUUCCUCCGCAACGGCAGCCGGCUGCAGCGGCUCUCCAGCUCAAAGAAGGACUCCCUGAAGCGGCUGGGCCUGCUGUUCUCGCGCAUGAACGGGCACCUGUCGGAGCCGCAGGCCCCGCCCACCACGCUCGCCACCCUCGCCGCGCCCGCCGCCCCCGCGUUCAGCAUCUCCGACGGCCUGCUGCCGCCCCAGGGCAUGUGGCAGGAACUCAGGUUCCCCGACGACCAGCGGGUGACGCGCAGCGAGAUGCACCUGAACCAGCUGGGCGUGGGCGUCGUGGGCGUGGGCGUGGCCGAGGGCGAGCAGCUCCAGCCCCCGUCCCGAGCCAACGGGCGGGACAGCCUGCUCCUGCGGUCCCCCACCUGCGCCCCCCCGCCCCUGCACUGUGCUUCCAGCUUCACCGCUUCCAGCUCCCGGCUGCUGGACUCCAGCGAGGACGUGUUUGACGGCUGGGUGGGGCCCUGCGAUGGGAUAGACUCCACCCCCUGGGGGUCGGACCAGGAGGAGUCGGUCACCACGCAGCUAUAGAGACAGGGGCGUGGCCACCGAGAGCGCAGCACUGUUAUUGGAUGCAGAGAAAGCAAGAUGAAGAUGACCUAUAUUUAUAGCAUCAGCUCUUCAUGCGGCUCCAGGGCUCCUUUACUUCAACAUAUUAGCUUAUAGGUGAAAAAAACUCUAAAUUAAAAGCUUAAUUUAUUGCAAUAGUAGUACAUAUUAACAUAGAUUCCCCCCUCCCACCACCCCAUGUAUGAGACUGUAUUCCCUGCCUGUGACUUCAGUAACACCCCCUCCCUCCCCAGAAGUGAUUCCCUUCAGAAUAUAAGAUCCUAUUUUAACCCUUUUUGUCUAGCCUCAGGCCUUCUUGUCCAUCUGUCUGUCUGUCUGUGCUGAACAGCUAUGGGGCAGGAGGCCGCAGGUGUCCAGCUGCACAGGUACCUGUACCUGAAUGUUUCUGACCAGCCCAGCAAGGAACACCUCAGCAGGGAGGGGCCCCUGCAUGGGCCUGCUGAGGCCACGCCCCCCUCUGUCACAAGUGAUCUGAUUGGCUGUUGUCUGAAUUAAGGGCGGGGCCAGAGAAAGUACAGCGAGACAUUGUGGAAACGGUUGCGUUCAGAUCGCUAAAUCCUCCAUCUUGGCUAGCUGAUGUCAGCUCGCUAAUAUUUUUUGUUUUGUUCUGGAUCUGGUUGCAUCUGUACUCUAGGGUCAGCUCAGAGCGUCUCUGCACUCGUCUGCAGUGGUAGCAGGGCCAGCUAGUUAGUGGUCAGCAACUGGUGGGUGGAGCCAAUGGCCACCGCACCUCUCACAUCCUGUGGUCUGUCCAAUCACGGAACAGACUUGACUGCAGUUGGUGGUGGUCAGAGGAAGAUGCGUUUCAGAGAUUGUGGGUUCAGCAUUUUCCUAAUUAACGAUUAAUGUGUUUCUCAACCUCAUCACUGUGGUUGUCCUUUCUGGAUGAACAACCUUAAACCAACAGCAAUCUCAGCAAUCUUUCCUCAGUUCACUUGGAGAGAAAGAGGCUACCACAGCAUAGUCCACAUUUUAAGUUGUUCAGCAGUUUCUGAUGCGUUUGGAAGUUUUGAUUAUAAUUAUUAUUGUUAUCACUUCAUCUACACUGGUUAAGAUGGAUUUGAAGGUUUGGGGGGGGGAGAUUACAUUUGUGUGUUCGUCUAAGGAAAUCUUAUUUUUCUAAAAUUUAUCAGGCUGCACUAUUAAGCUCAUUUCAUUUCAUUACAGCACCAGGUUCAGCAGAACAUUGGCAGAUUAAACAUUUUUCUUCUUUUUGAAGGUAAAAGGUGUUGGAGUGCCAAUUUUUAAAAAAUCCUAUUUGUUUUGAUCAAUGUGACCAGCAUCUAUGUACAAAAACAACAUGCAGCAAUGAGGCACAAGGCUUCAGCAGAACAUUUCUUAAAAGCGAAACCAAACAAGCCGAUUUUACACCAGUUGCAUUUUUUUAUUUGAUAAUGAAAUAGCACUGUUGACGAAUAAAAAAAACAAAGGUUUGACUGAAA
Anguilla anguilla (European eel) is the source of this 4601-nucleotide messenger RNA. RefSeq names its product transient receptor potential cation channel, subfamily C, member 5a (gene trpc5a). Gene Ontology annotation, cellular component: cation channel complex; membrane. The record is from RefSeq and is a predicted model, not a curated record. Gene Ontology annotation, biological process: regulation of cytosolic calcium ion concentration; calcium ion transmembrane transport; manganese ion transport. Gene Ontology annotation, molecular function: inositol 1,4,5 trisphosphate binding; protein binding; store-operated calcium channel activity. Bases 1 to 3120 code for a protein of 1039 amino acids. The transcript has 10 exons. Lineage: Eukaryota; Metazoa; Chordata; Actinopteri; Anguilliformes; Anguillidae.